Molecule: messenger RNA, 2946 nt
Organism: Lates calcarifer (barramundi perch)
Lineage: Eukaryota; Metazoa; Chordata; Actinopteri; Centropomidae
Product: beta-1,4 N-acetylgalactosaminyltransferase 2-like
Biological process (GO): UDP-N-acetylgalactosamine metabolic process; UDP-N-acetylglucosamine metabolic process
Source: RefSeq, a predicted model, not a curated record
GAUUUUACGCAACACCUAUGUCCCCUUUGUCCCCCUUUAUUUCCUCUCUCGGAUUUAUUCCUGUCCUAACCCGAGCCGCAGGAAAUGCUGUCCUGGAGGGCUAAAGAUGGAGGUUCCAGUUCCAACUACACAAAAAAUGAGGUCACAACUCCCCAGUUAUCUUCCUCUACCCAGUCCGUGCACUUGUCCUGCUGGCUCAGUGCUCCUGAAAGAUCAGAUCCCUGAGGAACAGUAUGAGGAGCUGGCCCAACGCCGAGCUAAGGAGUUCCAGCAAUACAAGGCCAGGACAACCUCUGUACUAUCCAAACUACUAUUUGCUGCAGCCAACUCUCCUCUACAGUAUCCUAUCCAGGGUUUUACAGUACAACCUUUGACUACCACUCACAUACCAGGUUUAGCGUUGUACGCAGAACGAAGGAGCAGCUACAAGGUAUCUUUAAAUGUGUCCAAAGGCAUCCUGUCCACAGAGAUCCCAGCUGAAGGGGUAACAGUCCAAGGUGACGGCCAGACGAGCUUGAUUAUGGAGUCCAGCAGCCUGUUGACACUCAAUGACCUCCUGGCUAAAGUGUCCUAUACCAGCACUGUCUACCAUAUACACACUGGAGACCUUGCAUCCUUCAAGUUUGAAAACCAUGAAGCCGUGUUUCCCAUCACCAUCAAACAGCCUCAUGUACCAGUCCUGUAUGACAUGGGAAAAGACAUCAGCUCUCAUGUCACCAUCAUCACAAAAACAUUCCUGCGGUACACAGAGCUGAAGGUGUUGUUGAACAGUAUCCGGCAAUUCUAUAGCAACAUAGAAGUCAUCAUUGCAGAUGACAGCUUGGAACCAGAGAACAUUACUGGAGAACACAUCCGACACUACAUCAUGCCUCCAGCACAGGGCUGGUUUGCUGGCAGGAAUCUAGCUGUUUCCCAGGUAACCACCAAGUACUUCCUCUGGGUGGACGAUGACUUUGUGUUUACGGAGAACACAAAGAUAGAGAAGAUGGUGGAGGUGAUGGAGGCGGUCCCAGAACUGGAUGUGGUGGGAGGAUCAGUACAAGGGAACCAGUUUUACUUCUCUAUUCUCUACGAACAAGGAGAGGAAAUGGAGGGUGGGUGUCUGUACAGAAAAUCUAAAGGAAAAUUCCAUUCACUUCCUGGCUACCCAGAGUGCUAUCUGGCCAGUGGGGUGGUCAAUUUCUUCCUGGCUCGUACAGAUGCUGUACAGAGAGUGGGCUUUGAUCCUAAGCUCCAGCGGGUAGCACACUCAGAGUUCUUCAUGGAUGGGCUGGGCUCCUUGAUGGUGGCCACGUGUGGCCAGGUGUCCAUUGGCCAUCAGCCCAAAACAGGCAAAAACCCAGAUGCAGCUCGCUACGCCAAAUUCAGAGCCUCCUCAAGGAGCGACAACACAUUCAAACUGCUGCUUCACUUCUUCAAAAACCACCUGAAGUGUAUCCGAUAUGGAUAGAAGAUGACAAUCAGGUCAUCAGCUAUAGUUUAGACUUCUCUAAAUGAAGACAUCAUUUAGAGAAGUCAAAUGAUGGGGGGUAGGGGGUAACACUGAGUUGUAAGCAUAAAUGUCAAAAUUUCAUGGCUAUGUCAAUUCAUUCCAGUGGAAUUCCUGUGGUUAUUGAGGAAGAGGAGUUGCAGGUACAGAUGCAUCUUUUGAAUAAACUGUGUGACCUUAUCAUCUUGUUAGAUACUUCACUGAGCUGAGCUUAUGUCAGGGUGUCAGUUCUGAGCCAGGGCUUUUCUUUUGUAGUUCUGUUGUGUUUGUUUUAUUUCCUGUUUUAUUUUGUAAUCACUGACCUCCCUCUUGUUUCAGGUGUCUUGUCUUCCCCUUCCUUCUGUGCUCCCUCCUCCUGGUGAUUACCUACCCUGCCCUAAUGUGGUUCACCUGUGUCUCAUUGUCUGCCCUGCCCCUGUGUAUUUAGUGUCUGUGUCUCCCUGCACUCCCUGCCAGUUCGUCUUGUGUUUCUGCCAGACCUACCAGCCUUUGAGUUUGAUACUGUUCUCUAGCAGCCAUAGGUUUUGACCCUUGCCUGUGUUUUUUGACCUUGCCUCAGCUCUAGUCCUUUUUGUACCGUUGCUUUCUCUUUUUGCCUAUCUGUGUUCCGACCUCGUUUGAUUAAAGGACCUUGAUUUUGGUAACUCUGCCUCCUGUUUGCGCCUGUGUCCACAUUGCUACACCCUGACAGCUUAGACAAUUUUAUUUUCCCUUUUACUAUUUUUUAUUGAAUAAAUUGUGUAAAAUGGUUUAAAAAAAAAAAAAGAGAGAAAGUUUAAGUGGAGCAAACAGAACAGACAUGAAAUCUGUGACUGAUUUGCAAGAGAUUAAUUAUGGGUUACCACUAAUUCCUGGUUCGUUCACCAGCUACAGCACUUCACUCACUAGCUCUGAUAGUAUAUUCUCUAUGUCACAAAACUUCUAGCACCACAUACUUUGCAAAGAAGAAGAUUAUUUCUACCAUACCACUUUCUGGUGUGACCAGGCCUUUAGUAUGGCUGCUGUAUAACAGGACCACCAACACCACUGAUGGUUUCAUUAACUGCUUCCACAGAUUAAGAUCCUUUGCUAAUAAGAAGUGUUUCUGUUUCAGAUAAAAACAGAGGAGUCAUAUGUCAUCUCUCAUGUGGUUGAACCAUAAACUGUGUUUAUGACAAACUUGUUGUCAUAAAGUUACCUCUGCACUGGCUAGCAGACAUUGUAUUUUUUAGGCAAUAUUUGUGGUAUGGUCUAGGUAUACCAGUGUCAGUCCAUCAAUAAAAUAUCUGUAUUAUCGCAACAGUUUUUGGAUGUAUUCUUUUACACACUGUAAUAUAUUAGAAGAUGUUAGAAUGUUAGUAGCUUUUCGUAGUGUGCUAAAAGGUGAUGAAAGAUGAUAUGAAGAUAGGAUGUUGAUAUUUAUCUCUUAUUUUUGGUACAUAUGUCAUCACAUCAUCCUGUCACAUUGCUGUGCUAAA